This is a messenger RNA of Carcharodon carcharias (great white shark), 3192 nucleotides long. It is a transcript of the gene cfap58, whose product is annotated as cilia and flagella associated protein 58. The coding region runs from base 306 to 2846 and encodes 846 amino acids. The transcript is spliced from 18 exons. Gene Ontology annotation, cellular component: cytoskeleton. The record is from RefSeq and is a predicted model, not a curated record. NCBI's taxonomy places the organism in Eukaryota, Metazoa, Chordata, Chondrichthyes, Lamniformes, Lamnidae.
CAGACAAAGAAAAAGUCAUCCCCAGCAUAGACAUCUAUCACCUUGAAUCUUCAAUCAAGUUUCUUUGUAAAAGGAGGAAGACGGACAAAGAUAGAAUUUUAUGAAGUUUCACCAGAUCUACUCACCGGGUCCAAUGAGAAUUAACAAUGACGAGAACAUCAAAAGGCCUGUUUCUUCCAUGAUGCUUUAUUUAAUAAUCCUUGCAAAGUUCUCAAAUUAGCAAGGAUAAGUCAGAGAAAGUAAUUUUGGAGGACCAUGCCUUUGAGGCGCUGGAGCAAGACUUCCAAGAAGUCCUUGCUGAACUUAUGGGAGACAAGGGACUGGAGAAAUUUCGCAUUGAGUAUGAAAAGCUGCAUCGGGCCCUCAAGAAAUCCCACGAAAAUGAGAAGCGCCUGAUGGCAAAAUGCAAGGACCUAAAUGCUGAGAUUGUUGCAAAUUCAACAAAGGUGACAACUGCACUGAAGCUCUCGCAAGAUGACCAGUCAACUAUAGAUUCCUUAAAGCAGGAGAUUGAAAAAGCUUGGAAAAUGGUCGAUUCAGCUCUUGAACAAGAAAAACGAGGAAAGGAGACCAUUCGCACUCUAAAGCAGGAAAUUAGUAAUCUAACUAGGUUGGUGGAGCAAGGUGCUGGACUUUCUUUGGGCCAGGAAAGCAGUGUUAAUGAUAUGCUGAAAAUCCAAGAGCAGCUGACCAAAGAAAGAGAUGAGCUACUCAAAGAGGUUGUCGCCUUACGCGAUAAAGUGACGGAGAUGGCAGCCAAUGAGCAAGAGUAUGAACGUCUUAAAGACGAAGCCGAUCAAAACGUUGCCCAGCUUCAGCAUGAUAUACAGAUGCGAGAGAAUGAGAUUGCCCGAGAGAUGCGACGGAAGGAUAAGCUGCAGAAAGAACUGACACGUCUAAAGGGAGAACUGGACGAUAAUCAAGCUGAGAUUAAGUCACUGACGGUACAACAGCAAAAGAUCAAAGACGACUAUCAGAAAUUGGAUCUGCAGCUCAAGGAACAAAAGAUUUUGAAUGAAAGAGCUUCGAAAGAUUUGGAACUACUUCAUCACAAAGUUAUCAAGCUCCAGCAGGAGAAUGAGCAACAAGCUAUAAUGACAGACCAACUGACCCAUGAAAACCAACUGAAGAUGAUAGAUCUUAAAACCAAAGAGGAUGAAGUGAGUCUGUUACGUCAUGACGUUGUCAAGCUGACUAAGGUGAGGGAGGUGUUGCAGCGUAAGUUACAUCAGAUUGAGGAUCAGAAACUGGAGCUUGACCACCAGCGGGAAACCUUGAAGAACCUCACUACAUCGAUGGAGAAAGAACUGGAGUCCACUAAAAAGCAGGCUGAGAUUGAUAAGAAAGCUAUUGAUGAGCUGGUGAGAGAACGAGAUAUUGUGAAUAAGAAUAUGCUGAAGGCAGCAAGCGCCACUGAGAAGCAAACGAACUUGGUCAAAUUACACGAGCAAUCUAAGAAGGUCCUAGAACAGGAAAUUCAAAACUAUAACAAUGAGGCGCAGAAACAGCGGAAGAUUAUUUUCCACCUGGAAAAAGAGAGGGACCGAUACAUCAACGAAGCCAGUGACCUUACACAGAAGGUUCUUCAGUAUAUGGAAGACAUUAAGGUGUAUGAGAUGCAGAAUUUUGACUUCAAGAAGAAAAUCUCAGAGGCUGACAGUAAGCUGAAACAGCAGCAGAACCUCUACGAGGCUGUGCGUUGUGACAGAAAUCUUUACAGCAAGAACUUGAUUGAAGCACAGGAUGAGAUAGCUGAAAUGAAACGCAAGCUGAAGAUCAUGAACCACCACAUCGACCAGCUGAAGGAUGAGAUCUGCUCAAAGGAGGCUGCACUAGUAAAACAAAACUUGGAAUAUCAGCGCAUAGAGAAGGAAAAAGAUACACUAAAGACUGAACUGCAGAAGAUGAAGCAACAGGCCCAGGACACCAGGAUUUUCAUUGAAAACCAAGAGACAGAGGAAAGAAAGCUGCUGAGAAUUAUUAAUGAGGCUGACACAGAGAGGAUUCGGCAAAAGAAAGAGUUGGACCAGAUUAUCAGUGAAAGAGACAUUCUAGGCACUCAGCUCGUGCGUCGCAAUGAUGAACUGGCACUGCUGUAUGAGAAGAUCAAGAUUCAGCAUUCCAUGUUAAAUAAAGGCGAAAUACAAUACAGACAGCGGGUGGAGGAUAUUCGGCUCCUCCGAAUGGAGAUCAAAAAACUAAGGCGGGAAAAACACCUCCUAAGCAAGAGUGUUUCUAAUCUGGAGGACCUCAGGCAUGAGAUUUACCAUGUACAGAAGGAACUCCUGAAGGAACGGACACGGUGUAGGGCCCUUGAAGAGGAGUUGGAAAACCCAUUGAAUGUUCACAGGUGGCGAAAGCUUGAGGCGACUGAUCCAAGCAGAUAUGAGCUGAUUCUGAAGGUUCAGACAUUACAGAAGCGUCUGAUCUCAAAGACUGAGGAGGUGGUGGAGAAAGAGCUGCUUUUACAGGAGAAAGAGAAGCUCUAUGUGGAGCUGAAACACAUCUUGGCACGACAGCCUGGACCAGAAGCUGCUGAACAGCUAAUGCUGUAUCAGAGGACACUUCGAGAUAAGACGAAGCAACUGAAGGCCUUGACUUCAGAGUUGAACAUGUUUGAAUCACAGAGUCAGGAGUACAAGUAUGAGAUUGAACGUCUAGCCCAGGAACUGCAGAAUGUGAAAAAGAAGUACCACUGUCAGAAACGCAAGGAACAGCUGGCUAAUGAGAAACAAAAAGCCUUGGAGCGGGAGGAACAGCCUUUAAUCCAUCCUCAGAGGAGAAACUACCCCCAGUUCACAGGAGGGGGUUUCAAUCUUAAACCGCAAACAAAGGUCUCAGCUUAAAUACCCACGAAACUCCAUUCUCCAUCUGCUGCUGAUUCUUUUACAUCAAACAAGAUUUUUUUUCACUUAUUAUUAUUAUUACAGAAAGUGUUCAACUCAGCCAAGAAUAACAGUGAGGGACAAAUAUGAUUUUCAUGUAGCUUAAUUUUAUUUUGGCAUUUCAAAUGUCCCAGUUUCAGCCAAGAUAAUGAACUUUGUUGAAAAGUGUUUUAUGGCAUAUUGAUUUUUUUUUUCCUUGAUUUCAUUAUAUUGAAUAUGAAAAUACCUGUGUUGCACUUUAAUGCAUUCUCAUGUCAGCUAUACACAGACAUGUAGUCGAAUAAAAACUGUCUGAUUUUCACUUAAA